CCAAGACCCCUCCCCUCUUUGUGAUUAGUCGGCAGAACAGUUCCCCUGCUGCUGAAUUUGUCUGUGCUUCCUUUUUCCAAAAGGGGUUCAAACUAGUGGCAGGAAGUUCCAGAGGCUAACAGCAAACCCGUCCUCUGCGAAUGUGUCUCCUUUUCAGAGCUAGCAACUAUGAGUUCUAGGGAUUAGCAACAGACCCAUAUUCCAUGGACUUGUCUCCUCCUUUCCUCCCGCAAGCUGUCCUAGCUAGUGGCAGGAGGUUCCAGAGGUUAACAGUGUGAAGAAGUACGCCCUUUUUGUCAGUCCUCAAGGGGGCGAUCCUGAGACUUUAAGGCAUGGUGGGGACUGGGGAUUUUGGGGUGGAGCAAGGUGGACUCACCCUGUCUUCUUCUUCUUUUGUACACCCCCCCAGUGAAUUAUCCGCCGCCGCCUUUACCCCCCGCCAUUUGCCCCCCCGACCAUCAUGGCUCUAUGCCCGUAGUCUGCUACCCAUCCAAGGAGUCUAUCUUGAGCCCACGGCCGCAGGAGCGCAACACUGUGAUGCGCCGGACCACCGUUUUGGCCCUCUUCUCCGUGGUCCUCAUUUACCUGGUCACAGGUGCCUUCGUCUUUCGCCAACUGGAGCAGCCCUAUGAGAUCCACCAGCAGGGGAAGAUCCAAGCCUACCUGGAGCAGUUCUUAAAGCUACACCAAUGUGUAGCCGCUGAGGACCUUGAGGACCUCAUCCAGGUGAGAGCUGGAGGCCAAAGGGCUGGGGGAGAACAGGGCUCAGGGACUGGUUGGACCCAGAGGAAUGGUGGGGGGAACCAGCUGGGAAACUGCCAUAGGAAGAAGGCUCAGAGCCCGGCAGUUGUGGGUGGGUAGGGCUGGGCGAUACCUUGUUUUCGACAUUGUGAUAUAUCACCAGCUAAAUAUUGUGAUAUAGCAAUAUAUCACAAUGUCCGAAAUAAGGAUGGAGCUAUGUAGAGGCAUUAGCCGGCUUCACGGUUUUUCCUGCAUCCUAAUUUUUGCCAGCACUUGAUUCUCUGCCCCCUGCAAGAAGGCAGGGGAGAGCUGAGUUGGUAGAGUUAAUGGGGGCUGCAGGAAUCAAGAGAAGCGUUGGCCGGCUUCACGGUUUUUCCCACAUUCUGAUUUUUAUACAGUCUAACCUUGGUUGUCAAACUUAAUCCGUUCCAAAAGACCAUUCGUCUUCCGAAACGUUUGACAACCAAGGUGCAGCUUCUGAUUGGCUGCAAGAGCUUCUUGCACUCAAGCGGGACCCACGUCAGACAUUCGGGUUCUGAAAAACGUUUGAAAACUGGAACAUUUACCUCUGGGUUUUUGGUGUUCAGGAGCCGAAACAUACGACAACAGAGAACCGAGGUUUGACUAUAUCACACACACACACACACACUAUGAUUCGUGAUAUACUGCCAGGUUGAAAUGAUGUAACCGAUAUCACAAUAUGGAAUACCAAACCGGUUUUGAACGAUACAGUGGUACCUUGGGUUACAUACGCUUCAGGUUACAGACGCCGCUAACCCCGAAAUAGUGCUUCAGGUUAAGAACUUUGCUUCAGGAUGAGAACAGAAAUUGUGCUUUGGCGGCUCGGCGGCAGCAGGAGGCCCCAUUGGCUAAAAUGGUGCUUCAGGUUAAGAACAGUUUCAGGUUAACAACAGACCUCCAGAACAAAUUAAGUUCUUACCCUGAGGUACCACUGUAUUUUGAUAUAUUGCCCAGCCCUAGUGGUAGGACGAUGAUAAGUGGCCACAGGGAGCAGACUGGGAGGAGGCAAUGUCAGAAGCUGAAGGGGUAACGGAGCUUAGUGAGGUGGGAGAGUCUGUGACAGAGAACUGCUCAAAGUCGGAAGCAGGAGAGUGGGAUGAGGCAGGUUGAGAGGCAGAGAUGAGUCAGGCUGCUGAAGAGUCACAGGGGUCUCCCCCUCCUGCUGCGACAUGCUCCCCUCCCCGCUGGUCUCCCGGAAUCCAGAGAGGCACGAAGUGGGAGGAGCAGAGGCAGACACACAGGCGCAGUCUCAGAUUGCUUGGGGAAAACCCAGGAGAGGAAGGCACUUAGGCAGCUGUGGGAAGGCGAGGACUCCUUCCGUCUCUACAACUGCCUCAUUAGGGGCAAGAUUUACCAGGACGAGUUGCUGUGCUCAUUAGGCCUAGCACUCUUGUGCAGAUGCUGUUUUUUCUUUCUAAUAAAGAGUUAACUUUACGUACUCCUUUUGAUUUGCUGCUGGCUCGUUCCUGGCAGUAGCUCAGUGCACCUGCCUUGCAUGCAAAUAAAAAUAAAAACCCCUGGGUUCAAUCCCUGAUGGUGUCUCCAGGUAGGGCUGCGAAUGUACUCUGCCCGAAACCCUGAGGAGCCACUGCCAGCCAGUGUAGGCAGUACUGAGCUAGAUGGAUCAGUGAUCUGACUCUGUGUAAGGCUGCUUCCAUGUGGGUGAAGGGGCCUGGCUCAGUGCUCUGGGGUUACGGCUGCGCUGGAAUCCUGGGCCCUCAGUGGCUUGGUCCUAACCUUUUCCUGUGCCCUUCCUCUCAGCAAGUGGGCGAUGCCAUGGGCGUCGGAGUGGAGCCUGCCAUCAACAGCACAAACGCCAACAGCUCGCACUGGGAUAUGGGCAGCGCUUUCUUCUUCGCUGGCACCGUGAUCACCACCAUCGGUAUCUGGGGCCUGAUGGGGAGGAGACAGAGGGAAGGGGUGGCUGUCUUCCUUGCUUUGCUACAGAGAAGCCUGGCAAGGGCUGUGGCGCAGUGUUUGGAGCACGUGCCUUGCACAUAGCUGUCAACUUUUCCCUUUUCUUGUGUGGAAUCCUAUUCGGAAUAAGGGAAUUUCCCUUAAAAAAAGGAGAACAUUGACAGCUAUGGCCUUGAAUGCAAAAAGGCCCAGGUUCAGUCCCUGGUAUUAUCAGGUCUGAAAGACUAUCGAAAGCUCCUGCCUGUCCUGGGAGCCACCUGCGUGCAUUUAGACACCCAUGUCUUAAUUUUUAAAAAAGAGGUUUUUGCCAUUUAUCUCUAUGGUGGUAGUGCUGCUGCUGCGCCCCACCGUAGGUCAGGCCAUGGCCCAGUAUUGAGCCCUGGAUUUGAUAAUCUGUUUCAUCUAGGCAUACCUACUGCUGAUUUGCCACCACCACCCUCAGAGGUAACGUGGGUGGCGCUGUGGUCUAAACCACCGAGCUUCUUGGCCUUGCCGAUCGGAAAGUUGGCGGUUCGAAUCCGUGCGACAGAAUGAGCUCCUGUUGCUCUGUCCCAGCUCCUGCCAACCUAGCAGUUUGAAAGCACGCCGCUGUGGCGGGAAGGUAAACAGCGUUACCAUGCGCUCUGGUUUCCAUCACAGUGUUCCGUUGGGCCAGUAGCGGUUUUGUCAUGCUGGCCACAUGACCCGGAAAGCUGUUUGUGGACAAACGCUGGCUCCCUCGGCCUGAAAGCAAGAAGAGCGCCGUCCAGGGGUCCUUUACCUUUUUUACCUUUACCACCCUCAGCCACCUUGCCCAGGAAAGUACAGCGGUACAUUGGGUUACAGACGCUUCAGGUUACAGACUUUGCUAACCCAGAAAUAGUACCUCGGGUUAAGAACUUUACCUCAGGAUGAGAACAGAAAUCGCAUGCCAGCGGAGCGGCAACAGCGGGAGGCCCCAUUAGCUAAAGUGGUACCUCAGGUUAAGAACAGUUUCAGGUUAAGAACGGACCUCCAGAACGAAUUAAGUUCUUAACCCGAGGUACCACUGUAAUAUUAUAGUUUUCCAAAAUAUCUGCAUCUAGGGAGGACCUCUUUAGGAGGAGCCUCACCACCGCCUCUUUCAAGGCAGAAGGCAUAACUCCUUCCAGUGGCACAGCAUUGCCUCAUCCAUUGAAUCUAUCCAAUCAAUCCCCUCCUGCUAGAUUUGGCAGUCAUUAUGGGCAGGGAUGCUGUUGGCCUCAUGGCCAUAAUCACCUGGUCCACAUCCUCAGGUUGAAACAGCUGAAGCUGACCCCAUAAGGUAUAAUUCAUGAAUGGUCCAGGGCCCUUCAAGGAGCCUGAACCAAUUGUGGCACCUGGUUCAGCAUGGAUCCAAGUGUUAUUUUGCACUCAGAGUGUUUUUGCAAAUCUCUCGCAGAGACAGAAGUCAUAGCCCAACAUCUGGAGGGCCACAGGUUCCCCAUGCUAGGUACAUGUCCCAACCAAUCAGGGAUCACAUGUUAAAUGUACUUAGGUAAAGGUAAAGGGACCCCUGACCAUUAGGUCCAGUCGUGGCCGACUCUGGGGUUGCGGCGCUCAUCUCGCUUUAUCGGCCGAGGGAGCCGGCGUACAGCUUCCGGGUCAUGUGGCCAGCAUGACUAAGCUGCUUCUGGCAAACCAGAGCAGCACACGGAAACGCCGUUUACCUUCCCGCCGGAGUGGUACCUAUUUAUCUACUUGCACUUUGGCGUGCUUUCGAACUGCUAGGUUGCUAGGUUGACAGGUAAUGUGCUUACCAAGGUGUAAAGUGGGAAGGUGGAACCUGUGGACUUUCCAGGUGCUGUUGGUUAUCUGAGAUAGCGCAGUUGGUACAGCAUGCAACUUUUAAUCUCAGGGUCAUGAGUUUGAGCCCCACAGCCAGUCUGUUUAUACUGUGAGUAGAUUGCAGUCUCUUGGGAGUUGGACGUGCCCGAAUUAGAUGGACCCCGGUCUGGCUGUGUGUAUAGCUGCCUCCUGCAUAACUGACUUAGGAGUGGGUAUAUCAGGGUGAUCAAUGCAGCCAGCUGGCUGCAGCUUCAAGACGGUGCCAGGGAGCCACACAAAGGAUUUACAACCUGGGGCUGAGCAAAGAAGCUAAGAGGCUUUGCUUAUUUUUGCUGGAGUCUGCAGGAUUGGGACAGAAGCUGAUCCAGGCAUUUCUCCAAAAAUUAAGGAAGAAGAAAUGGAACAAGGGGGUUGGAUUUUGUGUGUGUACAUCCUUGUGCAACAUUCUGUUUUGAUCCAGGCCUCGUUCCUGGAACCAUGACAAGGGUAAGAGUAAAGAAGCAAAGGUUUCUUCUGAGGAUAUGAAGAGUGCAUCUUUCUUACCCCACAGAGUAUUAAGGAUGCAAGACCCAUCUAGUCCAACACCCUGUUCUCACCAUGGCCAACUAGAUGCCUGUGGGAAGCCCCCCAAACAGGACAGGAGUGCAUUGGUCCUCUUCCUGUUCUUGCUGCCUGGCAAGAGGUAGACUGCUUCUGAACUGAGAAGCUCUGUUUCUUUUUUCAUGACUAAACAAUCACCUCCGUGAAUUCGUCUAACCCCCUUUUAAAUCUGUCUAAUCUUGCGGCAGUGAAUUCCAUAAGUUAGUGGUAUGUUUUGGUACAGGUGUAUUUUCUUUUGUCUGUCCUAAAUCUGCUGCCAAUUAGAUUCAUUGGGUGGUGGUGGGAAAACCUCUCAGUUUUGUUUGUUGUGUAUUUACUUCUUUAAAAAAAACAUAUCCUGUCCGAUCUUCCAGAAGAAAUUAUAAGCAGCUAACAAAAACCAGUAAUAAUAAUAUAAAACAAUCCACAGUUCAGUCAAAUCUGCGGUACUCAAAGUAUUAGCAGAAAAGAAAUAUCCCAAACCACGACGACAGUUUCAGAACAGCCGUCAGAAUUAAUAAAACAUCCAGAUGUCAAAGCAAGGAAAGGUAUUUUUAAGACAUUGCACACACACAUUCAGGCCUGUUUUCACAACCUUGAGGACUACAAACUUGCUUUUUAAAAACCAAAAACAGAAUUAAUAUCCAAAUAUAAAAAUUGCCUUUUUAAGCAUCUGUGUCUUCAGUGGCCCACAUACUUUCAGGGCUGUUUUCGCAUUCGUAAAGACUAGAAACUUGCUUUAAAAAAAGCCAGGAACCUAAUUCCUUCAUUUGUACAAUAAGACCAUGUGCCUAUUGCAGCUUUGUUCCCUGGAGUUGAUAGUAACUGUAGUCCAUAACAUUUGGAGGGUGCCUGCUUGGAGUAGUCUGAGCCAGAGGGUUAGAACAGAGUCUGGAUCAAUAUUGAGGAGCACUUUCUCUUUUCUGCUGACUCUGUCUCUGCCUCUCUCUCUUCUCCUGCCCUAACAGGGUUUGGGAACAUCUCCCCCAAGACUGACCCUGGCCGGCUUUUCUGUAUCUUCUAUGCCCUCGUGGGGAUUCCUCUCUUUGGCAUGCUGCUGGCAGGAGUCGGGGACCAUUUGGGAUCGUCUCUCCGGAAAGCCAUUGGCAAAGUGGAGGACAUUUUCUUGGUGAGCAAAACCUUCGCCUGGAGGGCAGCUUCUCUCCAGCCUUUCCAACACCACUUGUACAUUUCUCUGCCCACCUUUGUUUGCAGGGACCUCCUGCUCAUUCUUGCGGGUGGCGCUGUGGGUUAAACCACAGAACCUAGGGCUUGCCGAUCAGAAGGUCGGCGGUUUGAAUCCCCGCCACGGGGUGAGCUCCCGUUGCUCGGUCCCUGCUCCUGCCAACCUAGCAGUUCGAAAGCACGUCAAAGUGCAAGUAGAUAAAUAGGUACCGCUCCAGCGGGAAGGUAAACAGCGUUUCCGUGCACUGCUCUGGUUUGCCAGAACCAGCUUAGUCAUGCUGGCCACAUGACCCGGAAGCUGUACACCGGCUCCCUCGGUCAAUAAAGCGAGAUGAGUGCCGCAACCCCAGAGUCGGCCAUGACUGGACCUAAUGGUCAGGGGUCCCUUUACCUUUACCUGCUCAUUCUACUGUGCAGGACUCAGGUGGUGUGCUUGCAAAGUCCUGUUUUGCUGGCGCCAGUGCCCUUCUGUGAACUUCCCCCCAACUUUUUUUGAGUCCUGUUAGGACACAUUUGCAAACUGGAGAAACAGUUAUGGGCAUUUCACACAGACACACACACACCACAGCCUGUUUUGUUGACUGCAGUAUAAUGCUUGCCUUCCCCAAUUUCAUCAGGGAGAAGGGGACCUUGUGGGCACCAAGAAUGCCCCCUGUGUGUUUGCAGGGCAGCAUGUUGGCAGUCUAUAGUCUAGACAGGCCGAUUGGAAGAAAUGCACUUAUAGGAGUUGGCUGCCUCGUGGAUCAGCUGUUGGCUUUUUCAACAUUGACCUCUCUUCCAUCCUGUUCCCUCCUAUUCUCUGCAGAAGUGGCAGGUCAGUGCUACCAUUGUGAGGGUCCUCUCGGCCUUGCUCUUCAUCCUCAUUGGCUGCCUCCUCUUCGUCUCCCUGCCGACCAUCAUCUUCCAGAGGGUGGAAGGAUGGACCCUUUUAGAGAGCGUCUACUUUGUGGUUGUCACACUGACCACCAUUGGAUUUGGCGACUAUGUGGCAGGUGGGUGUUGUGGGGCGAAAUGAAGGGGGUGAGCCCAGUGGGGUGGGGUGCAUUGGGAUUCCCCUUUCUGACCCUGAGAGUGGUUCCCGGAGCACAAUCAACCCCUCUUCCCAGGGAACUCUGGGAACUGAAGCUCUGUCUCCUCUCAGUGCCCGUAAGGGUCUCCUCUCAGUGCCCAUAACAAACUAUUGUUUCCCAGAAUAUUUGAGGAAAGCCAGGACUGUUUAAAGUGCUUUAAAUGUUUGGAGUGGAUGUGGCCUAAGACCUAGUACAAAAUGCCACCCUAUUGGUCUAUUCCAAUUGAGAACUUCGUUGGGUUUUCCUGACAGCCUUUCAUCCAGGCAUCGACCAUACAUGAUCUUAGCUUCAGCAAGGUGAUUCAGUCAAGUCUCUUUGGACCACCUCCUCACCUCUCUCUUCCUUCCUCUGUACUAAGGUGGAGAGUAACUGGUUUUGGUGGUGUUGGGAGUGCUCAUCACAAAUUGUCUUGCCUUAAACUUUGCUCCUUCCAGGUGAUACGAAAAGCGAAGAAUACCUGUGGUACCAGCCAUUGGUGGUGGUCUGGAUUCUGCUGGGCUUGGCCUACUUUGCCUCCAUCCUGACUAUGAUUGGCAACUGGUUGAGGGUGUUGUCCCGGCGCACGAGGGCUGAGGUGAGGACACUUCAAGUGCACUUGAUAGGCCCAUUGUAUCAUCUCCAUGUCCUCCACAACUCCCAUUAUUAGGGUUUCCAGGUCAGGAGCAUCCCAGACCCUGAGAUUUCAAGACCUAGGAGAGGGUCCUGGUGAUGUCACAGGGCAGGACCUGCAGAUAGAGGUUUGUUGGAAGAGAAUGAGAGUGGACACCCUCCUCCUCCUCCUAUUAUUAUUAUUAUUAUUAUUAUUACUCUAUCUCACCUGAAGAUUCAAGCCCUCCAACUGCAACCUGGAGGGGCCAGGCAAACCUGGAGACUUCAGGUCAGACCUGGAGGUCUGGCAACCCUGCCAAUCUUCUCCCUGUAUUUACCUGUUAUAGUAGUGUGAUGAUGACUGACUGACUAUUUAAUUUCUAUACUGCUUAAUAUAUUAGAAAUAUCUUUAAGCAGUGUACAAAAAAUGGAAGCAACGACAGACAAACAAAAUAUUACAAAAACACACUGCUACUUGUAAAAAGGUUACAUUAAUACAAAGUUACUAAUAUAUACAAAUCAAUAUCCAUUCAUUUUCCUUCUGACACAUCUUCCCUCUUUGCCUCCAGGUUCUCUUGUUAAGUCCACAACUCCCAAAAGCCAAUGGUGUAACCUCUGACGCAGACAAUAUAUCCUUAGAUCUUAGGUCAAAGGCUGUUUGUUUGUAUAGACCAGUAUUGGCCCAGUUUGUACAGAACACUAACCCAAACCGUGGCCUAGCAUGGUUCCACAAUCGAGAGGAUAUCCUGACUGCUGUGCUCCUCCCCUACUCUGGUUCUCCUCCUGCUGUGCUAUUGUGAGCUAAGCCAAGGUUGUUGUCCAAAUCUAGCCUCAUGAUUUGUCUCUCUCCAGUCCAGGCCAACUCCUGAGCAGCAACCAAGGUUUGUUUUAGGGUUGGGAACCUCAGGUCUGGGGAUCUAAUGUGGCCCUCCAGCCUUUUCUAUCUGGCCCUUGGGACUCAUCCUCCUUUAGGGUUUUUGCCUGGCUGGAAUGUUUCCUUAAACUCUGUUCAUGCCUCUUAGUUGCCUCGCUUUAAUGUGUGUGGAAGGUAGAGCAAAGCAAAAUUUACAUCCAUGACUCACUUUGACUUCUGGUGCUGCCCACCAGUGGCAUGUGGCCCCCAGAAGGUUGCCCAGAAGGGAAUGUGGCCCUUGAGCUGAAAAAAGUCCCAUGCUCCUAGUUUGCAGCCUGUGUUUCGUCUGGAGCAAACCUGGCCUCCUCUAUUGCCUUUCAAAUUGCAACUUGAGCAAGGCGUCUAGGAAGUGGGAAGGCAGAAGUCUGCAGAUCAAGCCACUGUUAACAGCUGGCAAGCAAACAAACAAAUAAACAAAAAUUGGGGGGCCUUGUUCCUACAGUGCUCCUCAUCCCCACCCCCAAACUCCUUGUGCUGGUGGUGCUCUAUAAUAACUCAAAGUGAAGGCGAGAAUCUGCAGCCUCCGAGUUUUGAAGCAUUUCCCCUUUUGCCAAUUAAAAAAGCAGAUGGCAUCAAUUUUGCACAUAAACUCAUUAAGCGGCUUGCCUAAUUGAAAGCCAUUUCUUUCUCGCUGACCCUGGCGUUCAGACGAAAGGCAAUAAAAACAGCUGGAAAUGAUUGGUGGCAUUUUGCACCCACCCGCCUGGAAACAGGACCAGGCACAGUGAAGGGAAAUAGGAGGUGGUUAAGGAGAAAUAUGUACAUGUUUGCAGCGGGUCUCGAUUUUAUUUGGUGGUGAAGCGGUUUGCAAGGCAGGGAAUGCAGUAGCCCCUUAACUGCUGCUCAGCACAAUUUCCUACCUUACCCAAGUUGUGGCUGGCCUUGUUGAGCAUGGGUGCGAGGGGGAACUGCCUCAACAGGGAUGCAAUGGGUGUAGCAGGGCAUCACACACGAUAGGCAUGUCAGCAGUCAGCUGAGGGCAAACAAAAAGAAAUAAUUCCUCAUGCAGCCUCAGAGGGGUAGACGUGAAAAUCAGCUGCACAAAACGACUGCUGAAAGUUGCCUCUGGAGCAUCAAUAUUUUGCAGGAGAGAUUCAAGCACUAGGAGUCAAGCGCUGAGAACCAAAACGCAAGGAUCCUUGCAGCUCAGGAGUCGAGCACUUGCCUUCAAUGCAGAAGGUCCUGGGUUCAAUUGCCAACAGCUCCAGAUAGGCCUGGGAGAGACUCCCGAUCUGAAAUCCUGUAGCGCCACAGCCAGUCAGUGUACAUCAGGUGUGGGAAACCUUGGGUCCACCAGCUGUUGCUGAAUUGCAACUAGCCAUUGACCAGGCGUAGUGGCGCUUCUGGGAACUGUAGUUCAGCAACAUCUGGAGAGCCAAAGGUUCCCCACGCUUGAUGUAGACAAUACCAUACCCUCUAAGUGUCCCUAUUUUCCAGGGGCAGUAUUGGAAUUACAAAAGCCAUCCCAGCUUCUAAUUUGAUCCUGGAAUGUCCCUAUUUCCUCCGCCAGCGGCACCACUGCCUAGCUCAGGGGAGAGGAUGAGCCAGCACUUGUCCCGAGAGAUGGCGGUGGCAUCCCAUUGCCUCUCCAUGGCUGCCACUGCUGGCCUUGGGCAAGGAGAAGGAGAGGCUGCAGUCACCAAGGCCCAGCUCCUUGUGAUGUGCCGGCUCUGAGGGGCAGACAGGGGGCAGGGCUGCCCUGGGUGGGAAGAAAGGGGGAGCCGAGCAGAGCACAAGGAGUCUUGAUUUUUUUAAAAAAUGCUUUGUGCAUCCGCAUCUAAUCUUGCCAUUUCCCAAAAUUUAUUUAUUGAUGUGUGUUUCCCUGUUUAUAAAUCUGCUAAAGAAUAAUGUUUUAAAAAACCAGGAUUAAGGGUUUUUCUCAGGAUGGUGGUGGGCGUGUGUGCUGGGUCCCAUUGGUGUGGCGGUGGCGGCACUCGCCCUUCUGAUAUGAAAUGCUCUGCUGGGGACACACAAACACACACACACACACACGGGGGGGUUGGGGAGGAUCAGUUGCGGGGGGAAUGAGAAAUGUCCCUAUUUUCAUCUGAGUCAUGUUGGAAGGUAUGCAAUACUAAGCUGUUGGUGUGACUCAGAGACAGAGCCCUGUGUUCCUAUAUCCAUUAUAGUCCUUUAGAAUUUGCAUUUAUCCGAAAUUAGCAACGCAGCUCUCCAACCAGUGUUUACAAAAAUGCAUAUAAAAAUGUGUGCAUAUAAAUGAAUAUAUCCACGACAGUAACAUGCAAAUGUCUUGCAUUAGGGGAUAUUGCAUUAGGGGAAAUAACAUGCUAUACUAGAUAGAUCUUUUAGCAUAGAAGUUCUUGCAUGUUCCUAAGUGGCAUCUAAUUGGUUUUUCUCCCCACCUUUCUACUUUCUGACCUUUUGCUUGACUGAAUAAAAGGCAUUCCCCCAAUAUGGAUUUUGGAAUUUUCUGUUAUAACUACAUCUCCCCCUUCCUAUUUCCCUACAGAUGGGAGACUUGACUGCGCACGCUGCCUCCUGGACGGGCAACGUGGCCUCCCAGCUCCGUGUCCCAAACAUGGCGUUUCCAGACAAGCUGCACAGAGUGGGCACCUUGAAAGGGAAGCCGCUGUCGCCUUCGGCCAUGUUGCAGCAGGGGGACAGCCAAGAGGUAUUGCCGCCAUUGCUACUUCCGCAACAGCAAUUGCCACCACAGCAGCAAUUGCCACCGCAGCAGCAAUUGCCACCGCAGCAGCAAUUGCCAACACAACUGCCACCUUUACCACCCCCGCUGCUGCCACCACCACUGCCAUCCCCGCGCCCAUCUCCAGGUACUGCACAGCGUGUGGCCCAGCUGCGGCCUAUAGACUACGCGGGUGAAAACCUGGCCUUCAUUGACGAGAGUUCAGAUGCGCUGAGCGAUGGAGGGCCGCCUUCUGCCAGGUUGCCCCGCCGCAUGCGCCCUCGGGCACGGCACCGUGCCAACACGGGCCAGCCGCCAGGAUUGCCCAUGGUCCUGCUGAGCCUGACCCAGGACAAAGGUGAACCUGUCUAAGGCUAGGGCUAGGCCCAAGCCUGUCUUGGAGCAAGUUUCCGACCUAUUGGUGCAGUUCUCUUUGUUCCUCUCCUCCUGUGCCCAGCAGAGUGAAACCCAAAGCGUCUCGGCUUUUGUUUCCGUGAGGUGCUAAGUGCCCGCCUUUUUGUGUGCCCUGGCACAAACCCUCUGCACUGCGGUAUCCCAUUCUAUGCUGCCAACUGGGCUCUGUCCCCGUUUCCAUAGACACUAGGAACGCCACCCUCUUUGCUGUGCCAACACAGUCUCUUGCUUCCAGUGGGACAAAACCUGGCAUCACCGCUCUCCUCUCCGCAUGGUGCUCCCCAAUUCAGCCUUCCUCCUGGCAGCAGGAUUAUACUUCUGUUCCCCGAGCAUCACUGGAAGCCUCAUCUCAACCUGUGUGCCUGUUAUGGUUGUCCUCCUUUAAUCUUCCAGAACUGCACCUUGUGAGUGGGUGGACAGGUCAGAAUCUCUCCCAUCCACUCUGGCUCCAAGCACCAGGUCUACUUCCUGUUGCAUGCUCUCCUGAUCAUCCCUGUCCCCAAGCACACACGCACAAAACUCCUCCUGCCUUGUGAGUCGAAAUUAGGCGAAUAGCCACACAAAGUGUGAAUGAGUUUCAUAGCUGUUGUUCCCUUUCCCCCAGGAAAUUAUGUUAGCAUUGGGCUUUUAACAGAGUAGAUGUCUGAACAGAUGUCGCCAUGAUUGAGAAGCCUCAGUGCCCUUGACAAACUACAAUUCCCAGGAUGGGGGUGGGGAACCCAUGAUAGUAUUGCACCUGUACACUUGCUGAAAGUUUGUCACAAACUUUUGCACCUUUCCUCCCCUGCUUUGGUGUAGGGACAGAGGAGAAAUUUGGUUUAGUUCACAUCUAGAGGCCAACCUCCCAAACUGGAAUUUCCUGAAACUUAAAAAACACAACCCUCUUUGGAGAUUCGCUCUCCUCUGCGUUUUGCACUGCAGUUCUCCAGCCAAGUAAUGUGUAGAAAAAUGCGUAAUUUGGGGUAAAGUAUGUGCAAAAAUGCUUAUAGUGCUGAAAAUAAAGUGCAAAAAAUGCAUUUUGUUUGGAGGAAACUGCUUUGUAAAAAUGUGUCUGUUAGGAGAAAUUCACACUCAAAUGGCAAUGAGUUGUCAUGAAGACUUUUUUCUUUCUUAUUUUUUAAGCAGAUGCAAAUGGAUGUAGAAAUGUGAAUAACUGAACUUAAGAUUGGAAAAAAUAAGAAACUGAGGGAAGCAAGAAUUGACAGAUUUGCCUAUCCCUACCAUGGGGUGUCUGGGAAGGUUGUUGUGGGGUGUGAUUGCCUAAAAUAUGCUAACAACUGCAUUGGGGGUGUCCCUAUCCAACCCUCCCUGCAAUCCAGUAAUGUUGGAGAGGUAUAGUAAAAUUUGGGAGUGUGUGAACCCUAUGGGAGCUCCCUCUUGGUUGGGCUUCCUCCAAGGGCUGUUUUGUUACAUGGGGCAAGGUUCUGCAGCCACCCCAAGCUACAGAGAAGAGAGUGUGGGAGGAGGCUACCCUCAUCUCUCCCCGUCUUCCAUCUUUCACUUCACAAAUGUGCCUGUUCUUGACUCUGUAUAUUGGAAGCAUUUUAUUUAUUUAUUUAUUUAUUUAUUUAUUUAUUGGUCUGGUCUUCCAGAAAUUAAAACCAAAACUACACGAGAA
Molecule: messenger RNA, 13475 nt
Organism: Podarcis lilfordi (Lilford's wall lizard)
Lineage: Eukaryota; Metazoa; Chordata; Lepidosauria; Squamata; Lacertidae
Source: the annotation of a GenBank genome assembly